UGGGGGGGGAGCAGUUCUCUGCGCCGUCUGAGAGAGAAAACAAGAGUUUUGUGCGGUAACCAAGAGGCAAAGAGAAGAGCCGAAGACCGGCGAGAGAAGCUCCAAACUCUGCUUAGCAACCUGGUCCUGCAGUAGCCCGCAGGGCGUUUCCGUGCUGCUGUCCCCUCCCCUCAGUCCGCCUGUAUCCCUACAUUCCGUGCUGCCAGAACAGCAGCAGCAGCAUCUCUGCCAGGCUCCACCAUUCUAAAGCGAGCUUCUCUCCCACUUUUCCUCUCUCUCAUUCCCAGCAGCUUCCAGCCAGUGCUGCCUCUUUGCGGCUCUGCUCGCUCAGUUGCUGGGGAGGGAAGGGGGGAAGAGGCCGCCAUGUUGGAUCCUGAGACUUUAGCAGCGGCUUGUGCGUGAGGGCGUCGGGAGUAGGGAGUAAGGGGGGGGUGGGAGUGUGAAAGAAGGGGAGGACGACGAGCAAAGGAAAAGGAAACGAAGGGGGGGAAGGUAUCACCACGUCGUCCUCUUUGCCUUACGAAGAUUCCCUAAACACGGUGGACUGAAGCAAGGGCAGCAUCACUUCGUCCCCUGGACUGGAAAAUAGAAGCAGCAGCAACAGUUUCUAAAGGGAGGAAGCCGGCUCGGUGUGUGGAAUAGAGAAGAAACAACAUCCCGGCCCCCUUAGUCACCCUCUUCCCUCAAGACAAACAAGGAGCAGGAGGACACGCAGCGACAUGGAAAGGAUUUGCUAGGAUUAUAGCUCAGCCUUCCCUUUUGCUUGGGCGUCCUGGUAUUUCAGCGAAGGCGAAUGUUGUUUCCCCCUCCCCAAGCUACGACUCUACCCUGUCCCCAAAAUGCAUGAGGGCGGGGGGCCUAAGGAAAGGAAGACUUCACCUUUAUUUUGGGGUUGCUGAAGAGCUUGUAAGAGAAGACUUGGGAACGGAAGAGAGGUAGCUCGACCCUUUCCACAGCCAGCCGGGAGGAGAGGCUCUGUUUCUGGGGACUCGUCCUUCCCCUCCGUCUUUUCUCCCCACCCCCGCUCUCCGAAGAAUUGCCACUGAUGCAUUUUCCAAGGGGUGGUGGAGGUGGUGGAGGUGGAGGUGGAAGUGAUGGAGGCGAAGGGGGUGGUGGAGGCGGCGGCGGCUAUUUUCCAGCACUAGACCUUCCAAAUCCUAGGCGUUUUAUUUUUGCCCCCCUGUCGUCGGAUAUCUUUCUUUCUGCUGCUUUUUCCUUGCAAGUGGAUUGCUGAUGCAAAUUGAAUGGGGAUUUUACACGUUAAUGAUGCAGUAGGAUUCAUUUCGGGAUUAUGUUGCAUGAUCUGAAUUUUGAAUGAAGGAGGAGACCUUUAAAAAUCUAUCUCUAUGAGAGAAGAGUGGAUUCAGUCCUGGGUUGAAUCUCUUUCUAAUAUUAUUAUUUAAAUGUAUAAAGUAUAUAUUUUCUCUUUUUAAAUGUAUUAAAUCAGAUUUUAGGGCAAUUAUUUUUCUUCCAUAUUCUGUAUAUAUUGUAUAUGCAUGUGUGGAAAAGCUAAGAUACAGCAUUCAGAGUGGGAAUUCUGAGAUGCAAUGUAUGCUCAGCACCAUCCCGAAGAAGCACUGACUUUUCAAAAUACUUUUUAGAAACUCUAAAACAUUCUGAUGUGUUAGAUUUUUCAAAAAUAACAACUACUAAUAAUUGAGGAAAGUCCCAUUAAAAACUGAAGCAACCAUGUCUGGAGAGGUGCGCUUGAGACAGUUGGAACAGUUUAUUUUGGAUGGGCCAACUCAGACAAAUGGGCAGUGCUUUAGUGUGGAAACACUGCUGGAUAUUCUCAUCUGCCUUUAUGAUGAAUGUAAUAAUUCACCCCUGAGGAGAGAGAAGAAUAUUCUGGAGUAUCUAGAAUGGGCCAAGCCUUUCACUUCUAAAGUGAAACAGAUGCGACUACAUAAAGAAGACUUUGAAAUCUUGAAGGUGAUUGGCCGAGGAGCCUUUGGAGAGGUUGCAGUAGUGAAAUUGAAAAAUGCAGAUAAGGUGUUUGCCAUGAAAAUAUUAAACAAAUGGGAGAUGCUGAAAAGAGCUGAGACAGCUUGUUUUCAAGAAGAGAGGGAUGUAUUAGUGAAUGGAGAUAACCAAUGGAUUACAACAUUGCACUAUGCUUUUCAGGAUGAAAACUAUUUAUACCUGGUUAUGGAUUAUUAUGUUGGUGGUGAUCUGCUUACCUUGCUCAGUAAGUUUGAGGACCGAUUACCUGAAGAAAUGGCUCGCUUUUAUUUGGCUGAAAUGGUAGUAGCAAUUGAUUCUGUACAUCAGCUACAUUAUGUCCACAGGGACAUCAAGCCAGACAACAUCCUGAUGGAUAUGAAUGGACAUAUUCGGUUAGCAGAUUUUGGUUCUUGUCUGAAACUGAUGGAAGAUGGAACGGUUCAAUCUUCGGUGGCAGUUGGAACACCUGAUUAUAUCUCUCCAGAAAUCCUGCAAGCCAUGGAAGAUGGAAAAGGAAAGUAUGGUCCUGAAUGUGACUGGUGGUCCCUCGGUGUUUGCAUGUAUGAAAUGCUUUAUGGAGAAACACCCUUUUAUGCAGAAUCCCUGGUGGAGACUUACGGAAAGAUAAUGAACCAUAAAGAGAGGUUUCAGUUUCCUGUCCAAGUGACGGAUGUGUCUGAAAAUGCCAAGGACCUGAUUCGAAGACUCAUUUGCAGCAGAGAGCAUAGACUUGGACAGAAUGGGAUAGAAGAUUUUAAGAGCCACCCCUUUUUUUCAGGGAUUGACUGGGAUAACAUUCGAAACUGUGAAGCACCUUACAUCCCUGAAGUCAGCAGUCCAACAGAUACAUCAAACUUUGAUGUAGAUGAUGAUUGUUUAAAGAAUUCUGAGACAAUGCCCCCACCAACACAUACUGCAUUUUCUGGCCAUCAUCUGCCAUUUGUAGGAUUCACGUACACAAGCAGCUGUGUCCUUUCGGACCGCAGUAGUCUAAGAUAUGCAGCUGGGCAACGUGCUACGGACCUUGAUGCCAAUGUUCAAAGGACGCUUGAGGAUACCUUAGCAACAGAAGCAUAUGAGAGGCGAAUAAGGCGCCUGGAGCAGGAAAAACUUGAACUUAGCAGAAAACUACAAGAGUCAACACAAACAAUCCAGGCCCUGCAUUAUUCAUCUGUAGAUGGUCCAUUAACAGCAAGCAAAGAUUUAGAAAUUAAAAGCCUAAGAGAAGAAAUUGAAAAGCUAAGAAAACAGGUGACUGAUUCUGGACGACUGGAGCAGCAACUUGAAGAGGCCAGUUCUGCAAGAAGAGAAUUAGAAGAUGCUGCCAGACAGAUCAAAGCUUUUGAGAAGCAAAUCAAAGGAUUAAAGCAAGAGAGGGAUGAUCUUAAUAAGGAGCUGAUUGAGUCUAGUGAAAGAUUAAAGACCCAAACCAAAGAGCUGAAAGAUGCACACAGCCAACGGAAACUGGCCAUGAAGGAAUUCUCUGAGAUGAAUGAGCGACUUACAGACUUGCAUUCACAAAAACAGAAACUUAGCCGUCAAGUCAGAGAUAAGGAAGAAGAGAUGGAAGCAGUGAUGCAGAAAGUAGAAAGUUUGAAGCAAGAGCUACGCAGAACAGACAGAAUGAAGAAGGAACUGGAAGUUCAUGCUGAAGCUGCAGCUGCUGAGGCAUCCAAGGACAGGAAAUUGCGUGAGCGAAGUGAGCAGUACUCUAAGCAGCUGGAAAAUGAGUUAGAAGGACUAAAGCAGAAGCAAAUUGGUCGCUCCCCAGGGGUGAGCAGCACAGAACAUCAGCAAGAGAUCACCAAAUUAAAAGCUGACUUGGAGAAGAAAAGUGUUCUUUAUGAAGAGGAGAUAUCUAAACGAGAAGUAAUACAUUCUAAUGAAAUAAAAAAUCUGAAGAAAGAACUGCGUGAUGCAGAAAGCCAACAACUUGCUCUCAAAAAAGAGAUCCUAAUCUUGAAAGACAAGUUGGAAAAGACAAGAAGAGAAAGCCAAAGUGAAAGAGAGGAGUUUGAAACAGAAUUCAAACAGAAAUAUGAACGGGAGAAGAUUCUGUUGACAGAAGAGAACAAAAAGCUUUCUGCUGAGCUUGAUAAGCUUACAGGCACGUAUGAGAGACUAAGCAUGAGUAACCGUCAACUGGAAGAAGAGAUGAGAGAUCUUGCUGACAAAAAAGAAUCUGUAGCACACUGGGAAGCGCAGAUCACAGAGAUCAUCCAGUGGGUGAGUGAUGAAAAGGAUGCUCGAGGCUAUCUUCAGGCCUUAGCCUCCAAAAUGACUGAAGAACUAGAGGCCCUGAGGAACUCCAGUUUGGGUGCAAGAGCAACAGACAUGCCUUGGAAGAUGCGCCGUUUUGCAAAACUGGAUAUGUCUGCGAGGUUAGAGCUACAGUCAGCCCUUGAUGCAGAAAUACGAGCCAAACAAGCCAUUCAAGAGGAAUUAAAUAAAGUUAAAGCUUGCAAUAUUGCAACAGAAUGCAAACUACAGGAAUCUGACAAGAAGAACUCUGAGCUAUUGUCAGAAAUAGAAAGACUGAAAAAAGAGACAGAAGAACUCCAAUCAGAAAAGGGUGUAAAGCACCAAGACUCACAGAAUUCUUUCUUGGCAUUUUUGAAUGCACCUACCUCUGCUCUGGAUCAGUUUGAACGCUCUCCUUCCUGUAUUCCAGCUCACAAAGGCAGACGUAUUGAUUCUGUUGAAAAUUUUACAUUAUCUAAUACACCUUCGCGGGAUGAAGAUAUCAAGUGUCACCUUCAUUCAAGAUCUAGGUCCCCUUCCGCAGCUAGUGACAUUGAACCAAUUGAGGUUUCAGAUCAUCCUCUGCAUCCAGUUCACACACCAACCAUGAGAUCACCAUAUAUUGGUUCAGCCCUCUCUGUGCCAAAGCCUAAGGCCCAUCAAUUUGUAGUGAAAUCCUUUAAUAACCCUACCAAAUGCAAUCAGUGCACGUCUUUGAUGGUUGGCUUAAUAAGACAGGGUUGUACCUGUGAAGUGUGUGGAUUUUCAUGCCACGUGACCUGUGCAGACAAGGCACCAGCAGUGUGUCCAAUCCCACCUGAACAGACAAAGGGUCCUCUGGGGAUUGAUCCACAGAAAGGCAUAGGAACUGCUUAUGAAGGACACGUCCGGGUCCCUAAACCAGCUGGAGUGAAAAAAGGCUGGCAAAGAGCACUGGCUGUUGUCUGUGACUUCAAGCUCUUCCUUUAUGAUAUAGCAGAAGGAAAAGCAUCCCAGCCCAGUGUGGUAGUGAGUCAGGUUCUCGAUAUGAGGGAUGAAGAAUUCUCAGUGAGUUCUGUCUUGGCUUCUGAUGUCAUCCAUGCAAAUAGAAAAGAUAUUCCUUGUAUCUUUAGAGUUACAGCUUCUCAGCUAUCAGCAUGCAGUAACAAGUGUUCAAUCCUGAUCCUAGCUGACAGUGAGAAUGAAAAGAGCAAAUGGGUGGGAGUCCUAAAUGAACUGCACAGGAUUUUAAAGAAGAACAAGCUCAAAGAUCGCUCAGUCUAUCUUCCCAAAGAGGCCUAUGACAGCACCUUGCCGCUCAUUAAAACCACCCAGGCAGCAGCAAUAAUAGAUCAUGAAAGAAUAGCUCUGGGCAAUGAAGAAGGGUUAUUUGUGGUUCAUAUCACCAAAGAUGAGAUAAUUCGUGUUGGUGACAAUAAGAAAGUUCAUCAGAUUGAGCUCAUCCCGAAUGAGCAGCUUAUUGCAGUGAUCUCAGGACGAAACCGUCAUGUACGGCUCUUCCCUAUGAUAGCCCUGGAUGGACGAGAGACUGAUUUUUAUAAACUGGCAGAGACGAAAGGUUGCCAGACUCUAGUUUCUGGACAAGUGCGCCAUGGAGCCCUUACUUGCCUGUGUGUGGCAAUGAAAAGACAGGUCCUUUGCUAUGAACUAAAUCACAGCAAGACACGUCACAAAAAGAUUAAGGAGAUCCAAGUGGCUGGGAAUGUCCAAUGGAUGGCAAUAUUUAGUGAGCGGCUCUGUGUGGGCUACCAGUCAGGAUUCUUAAAAUACCCUUUGCAUGGAGAAGGAAACCCACAUAGUUUGCUUCACCCAGAUGAUCACACACUGUCGUUCAUUGUACAGCAGCCAACUGAUGCCAUCUGUGCAGUUGAAAUCUCAAAUAAGGAAUACCUGCUGUGUUUUAGCAGCGUGGGGGUUUACGUGGACUGCCAAGGUCGAAGAUCAAGGCAACAGGAAUUGAUGUGGCCUGCAACCCCUUCCUCUUCCUGUUACAAUGCCCCAUACCUCUCAGUAUACAGUGAAAAUGCAGUUGAUAUAUUUGAUGUGAACUCCAUGGAAUGGAUUCAGACUAUCCCCCUCAAGAAGGUACGUCCUUUGAACACAGAAGGAUCGCUAAAUGUCCUGGGGCUAGAAACAAUUAGAUUAAUAUAUUUCAAAAACAAGAUGGCAGAGGGUGAUGAGCUGGUGGUUCCUGAGACAUCUGACAACAGCCGGAAACAAAUGGUCCGAAAUAUCAACAAUAAACGGCGCUACUCAUUCAGAGUGCCCGAGGAAGAAAGGAUGCAACAGAGGAGGGAGAUGCUGCGAGAUCCAGAAAUGAGAAAUAAAUUAAUUUCUAACCCAACUAACUUUAACCACAUAGCACACAUGGGCCCAGGAGAUGGUAUACAGAUCCUCAAAGAUCUACCUAUGCAAAGCUCCCCUUAUCCAUCCCCUCAUCAUCACUCCUGUCUCAUCUCUUCUCCAAGCAACUUCAAGCACAUCUAUCACAUGACUGUUAACUCAGCUGAAAAUUUCCUCUCCCAUGAUUCCGUAAACCCUACAUAUCCCCCACCUCUGCACUCUGUCCCUCGUACACCAGCCUUUAUGAAUAUAAGGAACCUUCGACCUCAGGAAAGUCGGACCAUGUUUAGUGGUUCUGUCAGUAUCCCAUCAAUCACAAAAUCCCGUACUGAACCAGGUCGCUCCAUGAGUGCUAGCAGUGGUUUGGCAGCAAGAUCAUCUGCACAAAAUGGCAGUGCUUUGCGGAGGGAAUUCUCUGGAGGUAGCUAUGGAGCAAAGCGUCAGCCAAUAGCAUCCCCUUCAGAUGGCUCUUUGUCUUCUGGUGGUUUGGACCAAGGCAGUGAUGCACCAGCGAGGGACUAUGAGCGAGAGGACUCUGACUCUCCAAGGCAUUCAACAGCUUCUAACAGCUCCAACCUGAGCAGUCCUCCCAGCCCCAUCUCACCUCACAAGACCAAGAGCCUCUCCCUGGAGAGCUCUGACCACGCGAGCUGGGACACAUGAAUUGCUUCAGCACUCAGAUUUUACAUCUCAGCAGCUUAUUAUCCCCAUGACUCUCCGUUUGCUGUCAGUGUCAUCACCCCCCAGCUUCCCUCCAAAAACAAACUAGGAGAGGGAGGGGAGAAAGAGAAUAGAUCUGUCUUCUCUGACACAAGCAGAGAAGCUUCUCCUCUAUCCCCCUCAUUCAACAGUAAGAGCAAGCAAGAGAAAAUAUUGUGGAGGGCUGGGGUGGGGGAAAGAGGUUGGUAUACAAGAGAUAUUGGUAUGUUUGUAUUAGUAUCUAUAUUAUUUCAUAAGGUUACCGCUGUUUCCAUUAUUAUGGGUAUAUUCCACACCAUGCCACCGUUGUGUAGACUGACCAAAACAGAAUCUGUAUGAGAGAACCAGAUUUUGCUUUGACACACACACAUAGUAUCUUUUUUUUCCCCAAGAGUUGCACAGCAACACUCCUCCCCAAUCUCUGGUUAUGGGGUGAAAUUUGCCCAGCACAGGCAAAUGCGCAUGCUUUCAGCAGCCACUCUAUUUGAAUGUCAAUCUGAUUGUUGCCAGCAAGUCCUUACUGAUUUUAAAGAAAUGAUUGCAUAUUUUACUACAGUAGAGUUUAAGUAAAUACGUAAAAUGAAGAGUUGGUACAUAUGUAUAUAAUAAAAGAAAAAGCAUAGUGAUGCAGCGAAA
Messenger RNA from Rhineura floridana, 7863 nucleotides. It is a transcript of the gene CDC42BPA, whose product is annotated as CDC42 binding protein kinase alpha. NCBI's taxonomy places the organism in Eukaryota, Metazoa, Chordata, Lepidosauria, Squamata, Rhineuridae. The transcript has 39 exons. The coding region runs from base 1690 to 7191 and encodes 1833 amino acids. Gene Ontology annotation, molecular function: protein serine/threonine kinase activity; ATP binding. The record is from RefSeq and is a predicted model, not a curated record. Gene Ontology annotation, cellular component: cytoplasm; cytoskeleton; actomyosin. Gene Ontology annotation, biological process: actomyosin structure organization; peptidyl-threonine phosphorylation.